AGUCGUCAAAAACAAGCUGAGAGGAUAAAUAGGAGGAGGGAGGGUUGUUUUUAUCUGGAAAAACUGCAGGAAGAACUGCUGAAGUGAAGACUGUUACAGAAGACCACAGAGUGGGCUGUGGAGGCGUGAUGUGGAAAGGGCCCAGUCUCCUCCUGGCUCUCGCCCUGCUCGUGGGCUGCAGGGCAGAGAGAGAAACAGGUGCAGACCGCUGUCAACAGCCUCCGGCGUGGCGGAUCGGGGAGGCGUGGCCACUGAGGGACGCCCUGGGCGGCGUGACGGUGGUAGCGUUCCUGCAGGCCAGCUGACUCUUCUGUCUGCUGCAGGCAGCCAAACUGAGCAGGCUGCGUCUCAUGCUGGAGAGGAGCGGCUACACAAACAUCACGUACAUGGUGGUGAACAGCCAGGACGACAAGUCGCGCCGCCUGCACCCGCUGCUACAACAGAGACUCUCAGAAAACAUCACUCUGUACAGCCAGAACCCCGACGAGCCUGAUGUGUGGCAAAUCGCCAACGUGCUGAAGGACGACUUUCAGAUCUACGACAGGUGUGGACGCCUUACUUACCACUUGUCCCUACCCUACACCAUCCUCAGUCAGCCAUACGUGGAGGAAGCCAUAAGAAACUCCUACUGCAGUGGCAUGUGCGGAGACUGUGCUCUGGAGAACUCCACUGAACUUGUGGUGUGUAACAAGACCGACAAAGGUCAACCAGCGGAGGAAACACCCAGUACAGCAGAAGAGGAUGUGGGUCAUCAUGGAGUUCACCACAGAGGUCACCACAGAGGUCACCACAGAGGUCACCAUGGCAGUGGAGAAGGGCAUAGUCAUGAUGGCUUGUAUCAUCAGCAUGGCCACCAGGGGCAGGUGUUCGGAGGGCAGGCUCCUGUGCAGCAGAUGCACAGUGACCCCCAGGUCAUGCAUGAGGCUUGAGUGAAGCGUGCUCGCUGUAAGGUUCAGUACAGCUGACAGCAGGGGGCGUCCUCGCCCCCCUCCAGCUGAUGCUGACACUGACGGCGGCUGAUCGGGCAGCAGGACGGCGA
Molecule: messenger RNA, 1039 nt
Organism: Electrophorus electricus (electric eel)
Lineage: Eukaryota; Metazoa; Chordata; Actinopteri; Gymnotiformes; Gymnotidae
Gene: selenop
Product: selenoprotein P
Biological process (GO): selenium compound metabolic process
Cellular component (GO): extracellular region
Molecular function (GO): selenium binding
Source: RefSeq, a predicted model, not a curated record